AUGGGCCAAAUUCACGAAUCUGCCAGCACUGUUGUUAGGGAGCAAAUAUUUCCGUACCUUCAAGAGGACGCAGUCAAAGAAUUCAUUCACUAUGAUGAACUCGUUAUACUAUGGGCAAACACAUUGACUGAAAAAUACACAUCUCUUGAGGAGCAUGCUAUGAUUAGACAAAGAUUAAGGAUGAUUGGUCGCUUUUUGCAGGAAGUGAGAAACAUAAAGCCGGAAAUUAAAAAUCUUUCUACUUUAUUAAUACCUGGAAAUUAUCCAGUUUGUAUGCAUGGAAUUAAAAAAGUUGCAGGUAUGUCGGAAGAUGGAACCGAAUUGAAAGCUCCAAGUACAGCCACUGCACUUUGUACUCUUCUGAAAAAAAUUUGUGAUUUCUUAAUAAGAUUAUAUAUCGAAAGACAAGAACAUGAGAAAAAAAAUCAAAUUGAAGUUAUGUUGAAAUUGUUUGUUGGAGGCUUCGAGAUUAUAAAUCGUCGAGCUGUUGAAACUUUAGCUAAACAUAAACGACUCAAGAAAGUUGUUUUACCUAGUCAAAAUGAUAUUGAAAAGCUAACAACAUAUUUAGAAAGAAAACGACUUAAGGCCUACAAUAAAUUAGAAAAAAGAUUCAAGUAUCAUAACUGGCUAUUAUUAUCUGAAACAACAUUAUUGCUGAUGCAAGUUUUUAACCGACGACGAGAAGGUGAAGCUUCAAAAACUACUAUUGAUGAGUACGAAGACUUCACAAGUCUCACUGACCCAAAAAAUAAAGACUACUACAAUUCUUUAUCUCGUGAAGGAAAAGAAAAUGCGAAUAAGUAUAUACGAAUCGAAGUACGUGGUGAGCUUAAUCGGCCAGUAGCAAUUUUUAUUGCUCCGGAAAUUCGAGAGUCAAUAGAUUUAAUUUUAAAUUUCCGUGAGGCUGCAAAUGUUCCAGAGGACAAUCCAUAUUUGUUUGGAUUACCACCUAUGAAUGACAAUAGACAUAAACGGUUAUGUGCAGGCAGAUUAUUGAAUAAAUAUGCAGAUUUAUGUGGUGCAGAAGAUCUCACAACUUUACGUGGGACAAUACUUAGAAAACACAUUGCUACCUUAAUCGCAGAUAAUAACUUAACUACGACUGAAGUAUCUGAUAUGGCUGACUUUCUUGGUCAUCAUGAAAAAAUCCACUUAUCACACUAUCGCCAAAAAGAUUGUCGCCAGAUAGCAACUAUUCCGCAGGUUCUUGAAGCUGGUAUAAGAAAACGACCAAAAAAUGGUGAUUCCAUUGCAAAUGAAUUUGAUAAAUUCGAUGAGCAUAGUUCUUCAACAAAUAAUGAAAGUAUCCUAUCAAGUUCGUCGACUGCAGAAUCUGUGGCUAGUGAAUGUUUCUAUGAUGAACAUCACAUGAAAUCUACUAGUAAAAAAUUACUCCAAUCAAAAAAGAGAACUCAUGAUGUGCUUGGAACCAGUGAAAAAGAUGAGCCUGGAUUAAUUAUAUAUUUUUGA
Microplitis demolitor is the source of this 1473-nucleotide messenger RNA. RefSeq lists its product as uncharacterized. Lineage: Eukaryota; Metazoa; Arthropoda; Insecta; Hymenoptera; Braconidae. The record is from RefSeq and is a predicted model, not a curated record. The transcript has a single exon. Bases 1 to 1473 code for a protein of 490 amino acids.